GGAAAAUUUUCCUGGGCCGUCGUCUUUUCUUUUCUUUCUUUCUUUUUUUCCCCCAAAGAAAUAAGUCUAAAACCUUGGACCUCUAGACGAGGAGUGGCAAUUUAGGUUCAGCGGUGGCCGAGAAAUGGCGGCGUUUGUGAGGCUCUCGAAGCAGUUAGCUUCUCAACUAUCACAACCCAGAUAUACAGCGAGUGUUUUUCAGUCAUCAUCUUCUUCUCCUGCCGUUUUCAUUUCCCGAAGAGGAAUUGCUACCAAACUUUUCGUUGGAGGACUCUCAUUCUACACUACAGACAAGGUUUUGUCGGAGGCAUUUUCUCAAUAUGGUCAAGUUGUUAAUGCUGAAAUUCCAAAGGAUAGAGUUACUGGUAGAUCAAAGGGAUUUGGAUUCGUAACUUAUGCAUCAGAAGAUGAGGCAGAGAAUGCCAUUAAAGAAUUGGAUGGAAAACCAUUGAAUGGACGUGUGAUCUUCAUCGAUUAUGCAAAGCCAAGAAAGGAUCAUGGCAGUGCAAUGCCAAUCGCCCGAGGGCCUCCAGAACCCGCAUCAGAUCGCUGAUAUGGGCAAAUUGUUUUAUUGAUAAGAUUGCUGUUUUUCCACCAGUCUGUUGGCUUACAUGGUAACAUUGUAAACAGAAGCUUUAUGUACUGAAAGGGGAAACUGGAAGUUACAUUGGUGUCACAGAGUGAAAGUUUAAUCUGAGGACAGGAGAGUCGGGUCCCUAAUGUUUUCCAUAUGUUUUUCCUCUUGGAAAGUUGGAAAACAAUUAACACUGGCUUUCGGUUUAUUAACCAUUGGCAUUUUCGCCUUUCUGGUUUAGUUGUGUUGACGACUCCAUGUCAGAACUUAAACCAUUGUUUUUCAAGUACACUAGCAACAACCCCUCCAAAAUCUUCUUUUUUUUUUUUUUUUUUUUUUGCAUAUUUACAGGGUGUCCACUGUCGGCAAUAGUAACUAAUCCUCCUCCAAAAUCUUUGCCAUUAGGUUUGGUUUAUAGGUUCUGACAAUCUGGCUUUGUAAUCAACAAUCUUUUUUCUUUAUAUAUACACGCUGGGUUACACACCUACUCGUUAUGGUUCAUGAAUGAUGACCUUACUCUAUCUUCUGGGCUUAAAUGUCUUUUGGCGCUUCGCUUUCGUAUUUUUGCAUGUACCUUUGAUAACCAACCUACUGAAGAUGAAUGUAGUGCCUUGCUGUUGACAUAUAAUCCUAUAUAGAAUUUGGAAUCCAUCUGUG
Messenger RNA from Oldenlandia corymbosa var. corymbosa, 1231 nucleotides. NCBI's taxonomy places the organism in Eukaryota, Viridiplantae, Streptophyta, Magnoliopsida, Gentianales, Rubiaceae. The record is from the annotation of a GenBank genome assembly.